AUGAGAGAUGGAAAUUCCAAGAAAAGCAAGUUCUCAUGGUCGAAGAAACUGGUAAGAAAAUGGCUCAAUAUUAAGGGCAAAUGUGAGGAAUUUGCGGCUGAUGAAGCUGUUUAUGCAAGGGGUGAUUCGGAUUGGAGGAAUAGCUGCUCCGAGAGGGAACCGUGUACAAUCAAGAAAAGUAAAACCGAAAAACCAAUCAACAGUAUAGAACGAUCCUAUUCCCGUUCUCGAUCCCGUCGAGGGAGAGGUUAUCUAGAUCACCCUCAGAUUGUAAAUGUACAGAAUUAUAGUGUCUUCGUAUCAACAUGGAAUGUUGGGGGGAAAUCGCCGUCAAGCAGUUUGAAUCUAGAUGAUUGGCUACAUUCUGCACCUCCUGCAGAUAUUUAUGUACUAGGGUUCCAAGAGAUAGUUCCUUUGAAUCCCGGAAAUAUUCUGGGUGCCGAAGACAAUGGGCCUGCCAAAAAAUGGUUAGCUCUUAUACAGAGGACUUUAAAUAAUGCACCUGGAACUAGCGGAGGACGUGAGUGUUUUACACCAUCGCCAAUCCCCAAUCCAAUUGUUGAAUGGAAUGCAGAUUUUGAGGGAUCAACCAGGCGGAAUGCAUCUUCCUUCUUGCAUCGACGAUCUUUUCAAACACCACAAUAUUGGAGAAUGGACAAUGACGUGUCAAUACCACAAUCUCACCCAAAUAGUCGACAUAGUGUAUGUGACCGGGUAAUUUUGGGUCAUAGGCCUAGUGAUAUCGAUACAAAUAUCAGAUGGGGUUACAGGCCAAGCGACUGUUCCUCUAUUCAGAGGCCUAGUGACUUUUCCUCUAGUCGUCGGCCAAGUGAUUAUUCCUCUGGUCGUCGGCCUAGCGACUAUUCAUCUGGUCGCCGUCCGAGUGACUAUUCCUGGGGUCAGAGACCGAGUGAUUUCUCUAGAUGGGGUUCAGAUGAGGAUUAUAUGCCUGAGGACUCGCCUGGCACAGUGUUGAAUUCGCCAAUGUCCUGCAGUGGAUAUGCACCAAAGGAAGAGGGAUACACAUUGCCUGGCCAUUCUAGGUACUGUUUAGUUGCGAGUAAGCAAAUGGUUGGUAUAUUUCUCACGGUUUGGGUUCGAAGAGAAUUAAAGGAACACGUCCAGAACAUGAAAAUAUCUUGUGUUGGCAGAGGAUUGAUGGGAUACCUGGGAAAUAAGGGAUCCAUUUCGAUUAGUAUGUUGCUGCAUCAAACAAGCCUUUGCUUUGUGUGCAGUCACUUGACUUCAGGUCAGAAGGAGGGUGAUGAAAUACGUAGAAAUGCUGAUGUAAUGGAGAUCCUUAGGAAAACAAGGUUCCCACGAGUAAAUAGCAUCAGUAAUGAGAAGUCUCCGGAAACAAUCCUCGAACACGACCGAAUUAUUUGGCUUGGGGAUUUGAACUAUCGAAUAGCACUACCGUACCGGUCUGCUAAAGCACUUGUUGAGAUGCAAAAUUGGAGAGCAUUGUUAGAAAAGGACCAGUUGCGGAUAGAGCAGAGACGAGGCCGAGUUUUUGAAGGAUGGAGAGAAGGGAAGAUAUAUUUUCCUCCAACUUAUAAAUACUCACACAAUUCAGACAGAUAUGUGGGGGGUGAAAUGCAUCCUAAGGAGAAACGAAGGACACCUGCGUGGUGUGAUCGAAUUUUGUGGCAUGGAGACGGCCUUCAGCAGUUAUCUUAUGUACGCGGGGAGUCUAGGUUCUCAGAUCAUAGACCAGUUUCCAGUGUGUUUUGGGCCGAAGCUGAGUCGGCGGGAAAUGCUUUGAGGAAACGCAGGGUGAAGAACGAUGGGGACAUCCUUUGCCCAUUAACUGAAAAAGGUGUAGAUAUUAGACAUAUACUAACAAAGAAAUCGGUCUCACCUCUUGCUAUUGACCUGUCCAAUAACAAACGCCAUCACUUCUCGAAGAACCAGACCAGACCAGACGAGAUUAUCUUCACCAGUUUACUACGCGGGGCGGGAAAGAAUCCAAUCCGACUUGCUAACUAA
Molecule: messenger RNA, 1989 nt
Organism: Fraxinus pennsylvanica
Lineage: Eukaryota; Viridiplantae; Streptophyta; Magnoliopsida; Lamiales; Oleaceae
Source: the annotation of a GenBank genome assembly